Messenger RNA from Acanthoscelides obtectus, 1410 nucleotides. The record is from the annotation of a GenBank genome assembly. Lineage: Eukaryota; Metazoa; Arthropoda; Insecta; Coleoptera; Chrysomelidae.
AUGGAACUCAACCGAGAACGUUUUCGCGCCAUAUUUUAUUACAACUUUCAGAGACAAUUAUCGCAACAAGAAUGCCUUGCUGAGUUACUGUCUGUUUUCGGCAACGAAGCGCCACAUCAGUCGACAAUUUCCCGUUGGUAUGGAGAAUCCAAACGUGGACGGGUGAGUCUUAGCGAUGAUCCUAUUGUGGGUGCACCAAAAACGGCAGUCACACAGGAAAACGUCGAUGCUGUGGGCAAACUCAUCAUUGAAGAUAGACAUGUGACAUAUCGCGAGAUUGAGGCGUCCUUGAAGAUCUCAAAGACCUCAAUUCAAAAAAUUCCACAUGAAGAAUUAGGAGUAAGAAAAUUAGUUUCUAGUUGGAUACCCCACCUGUUGACUAAAGAGCGCAAAGCAGCCAGGAUUUACUGUUAUGAAAAUAAACGACAGUCGGCUGUUUGGAUGUUCCAAGGUGAAGAAAAGCCAACAAAAGUCAUCCGUUCUCGAAGUGUUUCGAAAAAGAUGGUCGCGACAUUUGUGUCAAAAGCGGGUCAUAUUGCAACAAUUCCUCUUAAUCAGCAAAGGACUGUUACUCUUCAAAAAAUCAACCCCGAAAGAAGAAUCAUCCUCCACCAACCCAAAAAAACAAGGCAGUAUUUAACGGAAGAAAACGUGGAAUUAUUGGACCAUCCUCCAUAUAGUCCCGAUCUAAGUCUUAACGAUUUCCUUACUUUCCCGAAAAUUAAAAACAGACUGCGUGGUCAAAGAUCCCAGUCACCAGAAGAAGCAGUUGACGCAUUCAAAAAUGCCUGGUGCAGACAACGGUCACUCUGGGAUCAGGAAUGGAACAGUAUUGUCUUUAGUGACGAGUCUCGAUUUUGUUUAGGCAUGCACGAUGGUCGUGCCAGGGUUAGAAGGCGACGUCGUGAAAGGAGGAAUCCACAGUUUUUUGUUGAAAGACAUGUUCAUCACACUGUUGGAGUUAUGGUUUGGGGUGCUAUAGCUUAUGGUUCCAGGUCACCUUUAAUCUUCAUCAGAGGCAACAUGAACACGCAGCGUUAUAUCCAUGAAGUUCUAGAACCCCAUCUUUUACCCUAUCUUGACACCCUGGCAGAUCCAACUUUCCAACAAGAUAAUGCCCGACCACAUGUUACAAGAGUCACAAUAGACUUCUUUCAACAUAAUGAUGUCACAUUGUUACCAUGGCCACCAAGAUCUCCCGACUUAUCCCCAAUUGAGCACGUGUGGGAUAUGAUGGGUAGGAGAUUGCUCAAUUUGCAACAUCCUCCUCAGACUCUAGAAGCACUUCGAGAGGAGUUGGUGGUUGCCUGGAAUGAGAUACCACAGGAGGACAUUGACCACCUGAUCAGAAGUAUGCCUAGGCGCAUUGGAGAAUGCGUAGCACAUCAGGGUGCAUCCACACAUUAUUAA